Molecule: messenger RNA, 772 nt
Organism: Culex pipiens pallens (northern house mosquito)
Lineage: Eukaryota; Metazoa; Arthropoda; Insecta; Diptera; Culicidae
Product: E3 ubiquitin-protein ligase Ufd4-like
Exons: 3
Coding region: 437-694 (85 amino acids)
Biological process (GO): anatomical structure development; proteasome-mediated ubiquitin-dependent protein catabolic process; protein K63-linked ubiquitination
Cellular component (GO): nuclear speck
Molecular function (GO): ubiquitin protein ligase activity
Source: RefSeq, a predicted model, not a curated record
UUUUUUCAAGGUGCUGGGAAUCUGCGCUGCUACGUCCCCCGUUCGAGCCGGCCAAAUAACUACAUCCUCCGUCGCCCAGGCCCCAAUAGUCCUGCCGUACUGAUUGAGGUACGGGGAAUCUGGGCAACCGACGAUCUGCGCUGCUACGUCCCUCGUUCGAGCCACCCGGACUUAUUUCGUCAUGUCAGCUAGCCCAGUAGCCACUUCGCAAGACGCCUUCGGUCAUUCUCUAGUUCAUGUCAACAUGCGCAAGAUAUGGCAGUCGACGUACACUAUGGUGCAGAAAGUGUGUCCACGAGGACUUUAGCAGUGGCGAAGAAGGUGGUGCGUCUACCCCAGCUCACAGCAAAUUGGAAGACGACGUCUGCUGGUACGAAGGCAUCCUGUUGCAUGAGAACUUCCACGAAAUCGAGCCCAUCCGCUUCAGCUUGAGGAAAUGAUCAAACAGAAACAACACAUUGAUCAGAACGACGAUCUCAGCUUGGAGAAGCUGUUGCAGAUCAGCGAGCUCAGUUUCAACACCAAGACGGGCAGCAUGGCGCUAGAAGACCUCGUUCUUACAUUCACUUAUCUACGGAGCUCAAACUUCUACGGUUACCAGUCGGUGGAUUUGAUCCCGAACGGGGCCAACAUCGACGUCACAAUCAACAAUGUCAAGGAGUACUGCAACUUAACGAUCAAUUUCUACCUGUAGGAGGGCAUCGGACAACAGCUUGUCGCGUUCCACUGCGGCUUCUGCGAGGUGUUCCCGUUGAACAAUCUGACGGCAAUC